Molecule: messenger RNA, 8902 nt
Organism: Ctenopharyngodon idella (grass carp)
Lineage: Eukaryota; Metazoa; Chordata; Actinopteri; Cypriniformes; Xenocyprididae
Gene: zyg11l
Product: zyg-11 family member, cell cycle regulator, like
Exons: 14
Coding region: 319-2544 (741 amino acids)
Cellular component (GO): Cul2-RING ubiquitin ligase complex
Source: RefSeq, a predicted model, not a curated record
GUCUGUCACUGAAAACACGCCCACAAUAAUCUGACGUCACUAAAGAUACGCCCACCACGAGUGAUCUGCUGUCAACAUUAUUUCACUUUGCUCGUUAGUUUUUUAAUGACAAACAAACUGAAAGCGACCGUUGCGCUCUAUGAAAAACGCAACUCUAUGCAACUGGACCAACAGUAAAUGUGAUCUUCCAAGAAUAGCUUCUCUUUAGGAGCUCAACGUUAGCUGCAGUAAUAAGAUUAAUCCUUUAGAGGAGAAAUCUAGGCCCAUGUGUAUUAGAAAAGCCAACUGAACAUCGUCACCUUUUUCAAAACAUCUAUAAUGGAUGAACAGAGUUGUUCCUCCCUGACUGACAUUAGUUUGGAGUGGGUGUGUCACAACGUGGAAGUGCUUUGUGUUGCACAAGAGGAUGGAUCACUACAGUUCCGCCACUGUCCUUUAUUUCCUCAAGAGUUGGCUGAUCAGCUGCUGCACAGGAUGGCUGAUGAGGGGGUCCUUAAUGACAGAACCAUAGGCAUUUUCAAGAAUCUGGAGCACCUGCGUUUACAGCGAGCGUACAUCCAGUCCUCACACCUCUCAGCUGAGGCCUUCAGACUGGCUCUCUGCCCUCACAAGCUUCAAGAACUGAAUGCUUCACAUAUACAUAGUGACAUCACAAUCUCGGAUGUUCUCCACAGUAUUACCUCCAGCAAAGUCUGCAGACAAGGCCUCCAGACACUGCUGAUGAAUGGCUUACAUCUUUAUGGGGAAGCAGGUGAGGAGUCACUGCAGGCCUGCUUCAGCAUGCUCCGGAGCUUAAAGAAGCUUUCUCUGGCCUGGACAGACCUGGAUGACAAAAGUCUGGAGGAUAUCUGCACAAUGCCCAUGCUGGAGAGCUUGGACAUCUCUGGUACUAACAUCACAGACCUAACACCUCUGUUGAGUUGUGACUCACGUCUCAGGUCCCUGACUGCGCAUGGGCUUCAGAAGCUGGAUAUGCCAUCCUCUAGCCUAAUCUUAGUACUCUCCAAGCUGCAGUUGCUGAGGCACCUGGACAUCUCUAAUGACAAGCUGGUAAUGGAUGGAGACAACCUGGUGCAGCAACUGCUAGAGCGCCCAGGGAUCCUUCCACAUCUCGUGUCCCUGGAUGUGUCGGGCUGGAGAGGUGUAAGCGAUGCUACCAUCCAAGCCUUUGUAGAGGUGCGGCCAGAUAUGAGGUUUAUUGGGCUGCUGGCCACAGGUGCAGGUGGCUCUGAGCUUCUGUGUGGAGAUGGAAAUCUAAAGGUGGCUGGAGAGUCCAAUUUGACCCAACUGUGUGAAGCCUUGAGGAGAUACAGCGACCGAGAGAGUUUUAUACGAGAGGUUCUUACACAUCUCUACAGUCACACCAGUGACAUGGAAGGACCUCAGCCAAACAUAUUAAAGCUGGUACUGGCUGGAAUGCAACACCACACAAAUUCUCUCCAUGUUCAGCUUGUGGCCACUGCAUGUGUGUUUAACCUGACCGUACAGGAGCUGGUGCUGGAAUUGCCCUUACACCUGGUGGGAACUGUAGUUCAACAGCUUCUUACAGCCAUGAAGAAUUUCCCAAACCACGAGCAGUUGCAAAAGAAUUGCCUGCUUACCCUUUGCAGUGACCAUAUCUUACAGGUUGUCCCAUUUGACAGAUACGAAGCUGCUAAGCUGAUAAUGAUGUUGCUGGGGAAUCAAGAAGAUCAGACAGUGCAGAGAAUGGCGGUGGCUGUAGUCUCCAUACUGGUGUCUAAGUUGAGCACAGAGGAGAUCUCAGAACUGGGUGCAGAGGCAUUUAUAAUGAAGCAAUUGCUGAGUAUCGUCCAACAGAAGGCCUCACUGGGUGUAGUAGACUCGACUCUGAAGUUUGCAUUAAGUGCUUUGUGGAACUUGACAGAUGAGACACCCACUGCUUGUCGCCAUUUCAUUCAGUGCCAAGGACUCGAACUCUACAUGGAACUGCUGGAGUCUUAUUAUUCUGAGUUCUCCAUCCAGCAGAAGCUCCUGGGCCUUUUGAAUAAUGUAGCAGAGGUGGAGGAUCUGCGGAUGGAGUUGAUGAAUGAGGACCUGGUAGAAUACAUUCUCACACUCUUAAUCAACCCAGUGGUGGAGGUGGAUGUCAGUUACUUCGCUGGAGGGAUCCUGGCACAUCUCAUCUCAGUCAGGGGGCCUGCGUGGGAUCUGGAUGCAGAGCUGCACUGCACAGUGCAGGAGAAACUGCACUCCUCUGUCCUGUCAUGGAGUUCUCCUGAGCAUGCAAUGGUUUCUUACCGGACGUUCCAGCCCUUCUAUCCUUUGCUACAUGUCUCUCAGUGUUCUGGUGUUCAGCUGUGGGCUCUCUGGGCCAUACGGUUUGUCUGCUCUCAGAACGCCCCUCAGUACUGCAGUAUGCUCCAGACUGAAGGAGGAACAGAUAUACUGAGAGUUCUGAGCACCCAUCCAGACACCCACAGUGACGUGAAGUGUCUGGUAGAAAAUAUCCUUAAGAUCCUGGAGCGCCAGGAUCUCCAUCCCGUCAGCCCAGGUUCAACCAGUGCUAACAUCACUCUGCAUUGAACAAUUUUUGUUAAUGUUGUCAUUACUUGUGAUAAUGAAUCAUUUUUAAGGAAUAACUCUUUAAAUGUCUGUAUUUUCAGAAUUUAAAACACUCAUGUUUCUCUUGUUUUGGUCUGUCCACUUGUUCUAGUGGAAAAACAAUGGACUUGACAUGGGAUUUAAAAAGGGAUGUGCCACUAUGUAUCCUGUUAAGAAGACAUUUCAGAUCUCUAAUACAAAUAAGAUUCAACAGAAGAGCACAAACACUUGUCUGGUGGUUCAUCAAGAUUAAAUAUAUAAUAUAUUAUUUCUAACUAAACUAAGAGAGAACAGAGUGUUCUUUAGUUUAUUAAAGUGUGUAAUUUAUGAACUUGUGGGUUUAUUUUCAAAUAGGUUUCACAAACACCCCUGCUGUUGAUCAGAUAAACACAUAGUCCUGUCCCAAACUCACACCAUUGGUGGAGCCAAUCUUGCUGUGUAGGGUUGGCCAGGAUGCUCAAACAAACAGAGCAUUUGAAAAUCACCACAUGUAGUUGAUACAUAAGUUGUACUGUAGGUAUAAACUUCUUCAAUUCCUAAAAAAUCAUGUUUCUGGAUGAAAAACUACACUACCCAUAAUCUUGAAUAGAGAUCCCAUAUGCCUCACAGGUGCCUCAUUAGCGACUGUUUCUAGCCGACAUAAGUAGGCCGUCCACCAUAUUGGAAUGGUCAAAGCUGGUUAGUGAGCACUUCAGAGAAAGUUGACUGUGCCUGCAACCAUAUUUACAUGUAUGAAUAUCUAUAUCUGCAGUAGUCUUCAGCAAAUAUUAGGAUUUAGUUUAUCAUUAACAUUAGAUAAUUCUCCAUAUGCUAAAAAAAUAUUGGUUAAAGCUCUUAUAAAUAUAACGGAUCAUCAGAGAACCCUACGGCCAAAUUGUGUGAACUGAUUAUAAACAUUCUCUUCUGAGAAAAGUUAUAUUUUCUCGGGAAUGUUAAUCUUGGGGUUUUUUACAACCAGAGGCAGUGCAAUGUUGUGGCAUGUUGGAUAACUCAGUGAUUUUUACUCCGUGAUUACAGCAUCUGAAAUGUUGAGUGUGCACAUGUUGACAUGUCUGGAGCUAUUGAAUGAGGUGGAAUCAUGACAAGAGAACUCUACAGUGACCACUUAUUCCCAUGAAGCAUUGCAAAUGACAGUUACGUUUUGAAUAAGAACUUAAAGGAUUAGUUCACUUUCAAAUGAAAAUUACCCCAAGCUUUACUCAUCCUCAAGCCAUCCUAGGUGUAUAUGACUUUUCUUUUUCCUGAGUCCUGACGCAUCCUAGCUUUAUAAUGGUAUUGGGCGAUGAUCAACAAGUAUGAGCUGAAGAAAGUGUCUCCAUCCACAUCCAUCCAUCCAUCAUAAACAUACUCCACACGGCUCGGAGGGGGGGUCAGUUCCGUUUUCUUUUCUUUUUUUUGAUGUUGAUCAUCAAUUUUCUCUGUCAGCUCAGGCUUUGAACCUGAGUUCAUGGAGCGCAUGCACAUGAAAGUGACGAAAAGAUAUUUAUUCAAUGUUAUCCACAUUAUAUUUAAUCUGUAACAUCAUUGUGAACUUCUAUAAAGAUAUGCUUGCUCAUUAACUUUUAAAUGCAAAUUGACUUAUAUGCACAUUAACUUUUCUCAUGCAAAAACAUGAGAAGAGUACUCUGCAUGAAAGACUCAUGACUUUCUCUCUGAUACAGUAGGAAAUUACAUUAAAUUGAAUGUGGAGGAUUCCACAUCAGCUGAGAAGGGGUCUGCAAACAGCUGGAAAGUGUUACGGUGUACCUUGAAGUUAGCAAAGUGCUGAUCAAAUUCCUGCAACAGGGAUAUUUAUCAUCACCACUGUAUGUUGUGCCCUGCUCCACACAAGAGCUACAUGCUGUGAAAUGAGUGAGUUGUUUUUGUUUUUUUUUUUGCAGAAAGCUGAGUUUUCCACAGUCUGUUUUGUGGAGAAGGCGUUCACAUAGUGACACACUGUGAUGAGCUGACCAGGGCACUAGAUCUUCAGGUUAAGGAUGUUAGCUCCUGUGUUAUAUCCACAAAGAAUGCAAGGUCCAUGACCCAUUUAAGAUAAUCAAAUUCAGGAACAUCCAUUCUGCCAUCUUGCAUGAAUCUCUUCACCUCUGCUCUUAACUCAAAAAAUCUCUUCAGGACAUUUCCCCUGCUGAGUCAGCGCACCUCAGUAAAGUACAGUACAGCACCAUAUGUUCUUCGCAGGCUUCGUUUGGCCAACCACAUUAUUUUCUUGAUCAGGUUAACCUUAAAUUUGAACUGAAACCAUAAAAAUUAAACCAUAAUAUACCCAACAUAGUUGACAGUCAGUUAAUAUACAGCUUGACAGUAGGUUAUCAUAGAUAAAAUAUUAGGACUUCAAAAUGUCCACUACAGAAGAAAAUCACAUAAUCUUUUUUUUUUUUAUUUGCAGGGGUUUGUUUGGUUAGUAACAUACUUGACAGAACUUUUGAAGACAUAAGAAAAUAAAAUUUAAAAUCAACUUUAUAAAGCUUAUUUUUCUAAAAUAAUUAGAUAUUAGAAAUAAAUUUAAAGCUUCAGUAUGGAACUUUUGCCUCUCUGUCGCCAUCUCUGUUUGAAACAUAAAACUAUUUUUUUUUUCUUUUCAUUGGCCCGUUGCAUGAAGCUAGUUGAACAAACUCUGUGUUUCAGAGUAGGUUUGGAGUUGACAAAUCCAGAUAAAUCCAACCUGGUUUAGAUCAGGAUGAACUGUUGCACAACUCUCGGUAUAAACUUUCUCUGUCAACUCAGGUUUAAUCCAGAGUUUGCAAAGCGCGUGCACCUGAAAGUGUGACAGGUGUGGCAAACAGCCAAUCAUACGGAACAAUGAGAACAUCAGUUUAAAUCACUUCUCACAAGAGAGCUGCGCAAUUCAUGUCUCUUCCUAAGAUUAAGAGAUCGUUAUGAAAAAUAUGAAAUUAAACCCAUUUACAAAGCAGGAAUGAACACUGAUGCAGUGAAAGUUUGAAAAGGCAGCAGAAAGAAAAUAUCUGACUAUAUCAAUGCAUGUGAAUCAAACAAAUAGACCAAAUAAUUAAUAUAGUUUCACAAAGAGCUCAAAAGAAUACAUGUAAGCUCAAUCUGUUUAAAAGCUUUAUAUAUUAUGCAUGUAUUAUAUUUAUUUUAAUUUAAAAGCAAAGUUUAAUAUUGUCAAUUAAUAUAAUAGGCCUAAUUAUAUGAAUAUGUCAUGAAUUAUUCAUAUUUUAAUUUAUUUAAUAUAAAUAUAAUGAAUAUUUAACAGCAAAUGUUGAGCAAUUUUGUCUCUAAAAUGUUUUCACUAUAAACUGAUUUAAUUUGGCGCGAGAGAUACAGGGGGAGUGGCUUUAUUGCAUCAGAUACAUGUCACUUUACUCACAGCUGAUUGGUCGAGUUUGGGUUUGUGAUCUCUAACUCAGAAUAAAACCCGCUCUGGAGCAGGUUAGCCGUGCCGUAUAGCAUAAAUUACCAUAGCAAUGAACCCCACUAAAAACCAAUCCACCUUCAUAAGCCCGAAAAACCAGAGUUUGCUCAAACUAAUCUUGAACUUACCUGGGUAGCAGCUGAAACCGGCUUUGUGCAACAGGCCACAUGUCUGGACCUUUAUAUAAUAAUAAUAAUAAUAAUAAUAAUAAUAAUAAUACAUUUUAUUUAUAGUGUGCUUUUUUCAAACCCAAAGCGCUAUAACACAGAGUAAUAAUAAUAAAAAACAGUAAUACAAAAAAAAAAUAAUAAAAAAAAAAAAGGAAUACAAAUACAAGCAACAUAAAACAAAAUAAAAAACACUCAAAAAACAAACAGAUAUUGGUUUAUACUGUGUUCUAAAUUAUUAAGCAAAUGACAGGAUUUCAGUAAACUACUGUAAACAUUCAGAUUUUACUUUUUCAAAGAAAUUGUUUGUUUGAUUUCUCAUAUCUUUUUAGAUAACUGGUAUCUCAGACAAAAUAGUUUGCCAGGUCUUUAUAGGUAAAUUGAAAACUACAUUAAGCAAGUCAUUUUUCUCAUGCAAUAUAGGGAGGAAGAAAGAUCUUUGGUAACACUUUACAAUAAGGUCUCAUUUGUUAACAUUAGUUAAUGUAUUAACGACCAUAAUGAACAAUGAGCAGUACAUUUGUUACAGUAUUUAAUUAAUCUUACUAAUGUUAGUUUACAGUGCAUUAACUAAUGUUAACAAAUACAACUUUUAAUUUUAAUAAUGUAUUAUUACAGUUUUUCCUCAAUCGAUUUGACACAUUUCUUCAAAGUAAUGUAACUGCUCUGAAACAGUCAAACACAGUGAUCUAAACACACUCUUACCUUAGCCAAACAGUUAAACUUUACUGCACAAUAAAGCACUGCAUUUUUUUCUAGUAAUGCAUUUAUUAAAAGUAAAUACUAACAUCAAAACUACAAAUGUAUUCUCUAAUGAUUUUAGAACACUUUCAGCUGUAGUUGUACAAAUACACUAACGAAAAUACACAUUGAAAUGUUUUUCCAACAGGUUUUGUUAUAUGGGUCAUUGAGCAAAUAAAGCUUCAAAAAAGUUUUUUUUUUUUUUUUUUUUUUUUUUUUUUAAAUCUUCUGAAAACCGAUGUAAUUCAUAUUUUUGAGUCAUGAACAAUGUGUUUAAACAAGUUUCAGUUGUUACAUAACAUUUCAAAGUGUUUAAAUCCAUUGAAAAAAAAAUACAAAAUUGUCAGGUGGUACAACCAAAUAUUUGUAAAUAUAUAUCUACCCAUACUUGAAAUUAGCUGGUUUUUAUCAGUAUUUGAGAGAGAUCUACAAACCUUUUCACUCUUCCACAAUGAUCUGUUGGGGUCGUCUGGAUGUUGCAUUACAGAAUCAGGUCAGAAUCAAUGUUAUUACCUUGUCAGUUGAUAAUAAAAUAAUUGCAGUUGUGCCACCCUGACAUUUGAGAAUAUACAAAUUGCCGGGCAAAAGUUUUUUUUAAUUAUCUCAACAGCUUUAAAACUACAGAUAUUUAUAAAAUUGUUUAUAUGUAUAUUCAAAUAUCACAUUAUGCCAAAGUAUUUUAACUUUAAUUUCUUAUAAAUAAAAUAAAAAUAAAUAAAAAUGUCUUAAAUAUAUAUAUAUAUAUAUAUAUAUAUAUAUAUAUACUUUAGAUAAUUAUAGCGUACCUAUAAAGUAAGUACGUGUAAGUAUAGGGGAACAAUAUGUAAAGUCUUGGGAAUAAAGGGGUAACAACCAGGAAAAUAACAAAUUAUUUAUACUGUAAGUAUUUUAGAACUAAGGGGUACUUACUAUUAUGAUAGACAGCAAUCUUACGUUUGGGAGCAAUUUAGCAAGAAAGUGCACUGACUAAUUUAUUUCAGGGCAAGUAGAAAGAACUAUUGCAAUCUUUUUUAAUACAUGGGGAAAUAUACUUUUGUUUCAUGUAGUUACAGGGUAAGUAUGACAUUGCGGGCUGUAAAUUAAAGUGGUGCUUGUUACACUCUUGUUUCAUGUAGUUAAAGGAUAAGUAAUAAAAAAUACACAAACAAUCUGAUAUCACUGACUCUGAAACCUUUAUUUGAAAAACAACUUAAUUAAAAACAGGUCUACAACACUUAUUAUUUAUUCAUUUUUUAAAAUCAACUUUUCAUUUCAAAUUCUAAAGUCCUGACAGAAAGUAACACGUUUUGUCCCUUGUUGUUGUUGUUGUUGUUUCUCUUGCUUGGCUUCCUCCUCCUCUUGUUUCUCAACUGAUUUCUUCAUGUGAAACUCACGCUGCCGUCUCUGUUAUUCUGUCUUGUUUGUUUCUCAUUAUUAUCUGUUAUUUUGUUUAUUGUGAGCAUUAAUAAAAAAAUAAUAAAAAAAACUGAUGGCAUCCGUCAUUGCGUGACUUUUCGCAUGAGUUUCUCGGCACGCUUACGUCAUGCUUCAAGUUACGUCAAGCAUGAACUCUUAACCCUCUCAUGCACGCGCAGGUGACAGUUGGUUGAAAGUUUAAAAUUUUAAAAUAAUUGGUAUUUUUCUUACAAAUAUGUAUCGUUUCACUUCAGAAGACAUUGAUUCAUCCAUUAGUGUCGUAUGGAUUACUGAAGUUAUUGCUGUAUGUGCUGUUUGAUGCUUCGACUUUUAGGAACACAUGAGCUUGCAUUAUAAAGCAUUCCCAGAGAUUAUUUUUCUAAAAACCUUUGUUUGUGUUCAUCUUAAGAAGGAAAGUCAUAUACAUCUCAGAUGGCAUGAGGGUAAAAGAUGAGUAAACGGUGAGCACAUUUCCGGGUGUACUGUAUUUUCUCUUUUAAUACAGAAUAGCAAAUGACAUGGGAUUCCCUCUUAAGAUUCAUCAGUGGAAAGAAAGAAAAAGAAGAGGAGGAGGAAACCAAGCAAGAGAAACGAAUAAGAAGUGUUGUAACUUUAAAUCUGUUUUGAAACAAGAUGUUUUUCAAAUAAAGGUUUCCAAGUGAUA